This is a messenger RNA of Zingiber officinale, 1010 nucleotides long. RefSeq names its product PRA1 family protein A3-like. Gene Ontology annotation, cellular component: membrane. The transcript has 8 exons. Lineage: Eukaryota; Viridiplantae; Streptophyta; Magnoliopsida; Zingiberales; Zingiberaceae. The coding region runs from base 162 to 791 and encodes 209 amino acids. The record is from RefSeq and is a predicted model, not a curated record.
ACUUCCGUAUUAGGCAAUCGAAGCUGCGACGCCAUCGAUCGAUUUCUUGGAGUCUCCCUCGACCUCUGAAAACCUUUCUCCCCCAAUUUAGUCAGGCUCGCUGCUUUGGAUUUCGUUUCUAGGGUUCCGAUCCAGGGAGCGAGGCCGCUCGAGAGGGAGGUAUGGAUUGGGGAAGCGUGACCGCGGAGGAUCUGUUCAACGCCCUGCGUGAAGUUGAGUGGUCCUCGCCGCCGCGCUCCAUCUCGGAGUUCUUCUCCCGAUUCACCGUCCCCAGAUCCUACUCUAAAUGGAGCAGUCGACUUAAGUGCAAUCUUUACUACUACAGAACGAAUUACUUCAUCCUGAUCUUUUUUGUUCUUGCUGUGGGAUUUCUUCUGAAGCCUCUUGCUGUUGUUGCAGCCUUUCUCACAGGUUUAAGCAACGCAUUUUUAAACGAUAGCUUUGCCGUAACUUUUAAUGAGAAAGUAACAAGGGCUGUCAGACAGUUUUCUCCCCAUCUAGCUGCAAAGUUGAGACCCCCUAUUGCGCCAGUAAUUGGUGGAAGAUCAUCAACAAAAAGAGCAAUCCAUAUAUGUGGUCGGCCUCGCUGGGUAUUUGUCCUAAUAUCCUCAGCUGCUAGUUGCAUCCUCUGGUUGACCUCCUGCAACCUCCUUUCAGUACUUUGGGCAUUCGCCAUUGGGCUGCUUGCAACAAUACUUCAUGCAAGCUUCAGAUCACCAAACCUGAAAGCACGCCUCAACACAUUCCGAGAGGAGUUUCGAGCAGUGUGGCGCAAUUAUAGCGAGCUAUAAUGACUGAGGAUUCGGCUUGAAACUUUCUACUUUCUAGUGAUGGUUGCCUUUCCUCCAAGAUGGUCAUUUUAGUUGGAUGGUACAAUCAUGUACAGAAGCUGGUACGAUACGUGCUGCCUUGCCAAUUGCCAUCGUCUUAUUGUAGUGCAAACUGACAAGUGAUAACCUAAAAUGAUUACUUUGUAAGCUCUGAUUUUAGAAGGGAACUUUGCCAUUGCC